UCCGAGCGACGAUGACAGAAGCGAAGCAGCUCUCCGAGGCGUCGCGAUGCCGCUGGAAGCCGGGCCGGCUCGCCUGGUCCGCUCGGCCCAGAAGGACGAGCUCUACCGGGGAGCGCUGAAAAGCAGGGCCGGCGCCGUCUUAUCCGGACUGGCGGGUGCUAAACUUUGGCUGGGAUGGCAGAAAGAGAUCGAGCUGCUUGCCGACGUUGCCUAUUUCACCCUUACUACCCUUUCAGGUUAUCAAACCCUUGGUGAAGAAUACGUCAACGUGAUCCAAGUAGACCCAUCAAAGAGGAAGGUCCCUUCAUUAAGACGCCGAGCCGUUUUGGUCGCUCUUCAAACCCUCUUGCCUUACCUGUUAGACAAGGGACUGACUACGCUGGAGCAGGAGCUGGAGGCAAUCUCCAGCGGGUUACAGGAUCUGCCCAGCCGAAAUUUAAGCGGGUUGCAACGCCGGGCGCUCCUACGAAGCUGGCUGCAGAAACGGGUCAGGCGACUCACCGAGCAGCAGAGAUCGUUUCUCGCUCAGGCUGUUCAUAUCGUCAAGCAAAGCAUCCCGUUUGUCCGGAGGCUGCAUUUAGCUGUCUUUUACAUGAAGGGCAUCUUCUACCAUUUCUCUAAACGGACAACAGGGAUCACCUACUUACGCUCGGCGGGUUUCACCGAAGACGACCGAAGCAUUCGGUCCAGUUACAAGCUUCUUGGCAUCGUGUCCUUCCUGCACCUGGGACUGACCCUUGGCAUCUACGCGUACAACCUCCGACAUCGGCAGAGGGCGGGAAAAGAAUGGAAGCUACACCGUAACCUCUCCCAUCAGAUAAGCCAAGCCGAAGAGAAGCCUCUUAGCCGCAACUCCCGUUGCUCGCUCUGCUUAGAGGAACGCCGACAUGCCACAGCCACACCCUGCGGGCACCUCUUCUGCUGGGAAUGCAUCACGGCGUGGUGCUACACCAAGACCGAAUGUCCUCUAUGUAGAGAGAAAUUUCAUCCCCAGAAACUGAUUUACCUCCGACACUUCCGGUAAAUGGAUGCCAGCUGGAUUGUGAACCGUGACGAGCCAAACGAAAAUGCAAGCUUUGAAUGAGUAUGAGAUUUUGUUUUGAUAAAUAAAUUGCUGCGAUCAAACGGAAGCCAAAACAUU
This is a messenger RNA of Thamnophis sirtalis, 1141 nucleotides long. RefSeq names its product peroxisomal biogenesis factor 10 (gene PEX10). Gene Ontology annotation, molecular function: zinc ion binding. Gene Ontology annotation, biological process: protein import into peroxisome matrix. Gene Ontology annotation, cellular component: peroxisomal membrane. The record is from RefSeq and is a predicted model, not a curated record. NCBI's taxonomy places the organism in Eukaryota, Metazoa, Chordata, Lepidosauria, Squamata, Natricidae.